ACUGGGAAAAAUGCAAGAGAACAAAUCAAACCUACUUCAAGUAAAAGCCCUCUGGAACGAUUAAAGAGCAAUCAGGAAACAUUACAGAGAGACCAUUGGCUUGGAAAAAAUCUAACAGAAUUUGUUAAACUCCUAAGAAAAAGGCGAGGGUUUGCAAAAACCACUGGAAAACUUUCCGGAGAGCAAGUAAAACCUACUUCACAUACUAUGGGUGAAGAAAUAGGGAAGCCUCAGCAGGUUUCUUCCCUUAACAGGCUUCAUCGAGCACCAGGUCAUUCCUUACAAAAGCGCUCCAUUUUACAUCUUCCAACAGAGCUCCCUCCUUUGACUUCUUCUAUUGUAGUGGAGGAUAGUGAUAAGGACUGGGCUGGUAAGGUGGUCUUUGUUCUGAAGUCCACCAACAGAUCAGCAAGGCCCAGCCAUGUAAAACGUAUUAUAAUCACCGAGCAGGCAAAAACGGAAAAUACUCCAAACUGUGAACAAAACACAGAGAAAGUUAUCAAGAAGCCUUCUGAUGAGACAGCAAAGCAGGGAAUUCCACAAUAUGGCAAGGUCUACAUUAUUUACUUGCUGUUGGCUUUUUCGGUGACAACAUUUAUAAUGAUUAUUAUUAUUCUAAUAAUUCUUUUAAUUAAGAGCCAUUCCCAUCAAACUGCCAAAGGAAUGGAAGGGACUCCUCUGGAUAAAUGGACACUUCUGGAUAGAAUGGAGAGGGGUACACUUGAAAAACAGACGUCAGCAUCGUCAUUUGAAAAGCCUCUUUGGUUUAAAGAUAUGUAUCAACCUCUGGAGGACAUAAGGAAAAAAGACAUGAUUGAUAAAUUACAUGAUGAAGAGUCCUCAGAAGAGGAAAACAUAUACAAUUGGGCUAGUGCAAGACCUCCAGAAAUCCCUGAGCUUAUUCCUGUGGAAAAACUGGAGCUAAUGCCACCACCAGCACCAGCAGCUGCUGAACCUCCAGCCAAGGCUCCAUCUGAACCUCCAGCUCCAGCUCCAGCUCCAGCUCCGGCUCCGGCUCCAGCUCCAGCUCCAGCUCUGGAGCCUAUUAAAAAGGCCAGCUCAAAGAAAUUGUCUGAAAAAGAGUCUCCCAUGAGUGAAAUUUUUCCAAACACUGAAUCUGAAAAAGAGACUCCCAUCAGCGAAACUCCUCCGAAGACAGACACUUCAGAAACAGAAGAAGAAGGCACUUCAAAGAAAACAAGUUCAGAAGAGGGAGAGGAAGAUGAAGAAGACUAAUCUUACUUAUCUAGAGUACUGUUUAUUAUUAAAUGUUAUAUUAUUAAAUACAUUAUUGUUAUGCACCUUUUAUUGUUAUUCUUAUCUUGAGGUUUAAAAACAUUUCAGAAUAGCCAUUCUCCCAUCUGGAGCAAAUGCUAUUGUGUUGGGCUAAGGUUCCUAUUACUCAUGGCCCUAGUGCAGUGGUUCUCAACCUGUGGGUCGGGACCCCAUUUGGGGUCGAACGACCAUUUCACGGGGGUCACCAAACAACGCAGUCUGCCA
Crotalus tigris (Tiger rattlesnake) is the source of this 1500-nucleotide messenger RNA. RefSeq names its product formin-like protein 3. Lineage: Eukaryota; Metazoa; Chordata; Lepidosauria; Squamata; Viperidae. The transcript is spliced from 11 exons. The record is from RefSeq and is a predicted model, not a curated record. The coding region runs from base 208 to 1236 and encodes 342 amino acids.